CACGGAAAUGUCAGCUGGCUAUUGUAUUAAUUCGUUACAAUUAUUGUGAUAAAAAUAAUCAAUUAUAUUUAAAUAUUCAUGCGUAUGUGAUUAUAAAAAACUUUAGUUAUUCCUAAAUAGUGUGAUUUUAAUCCUUAAUUAAGUGAAAAAUAUGUCAGAAUUUAAUCAAAGGUGGCAUGAGAUUUCACUUGCAUUUCUAUGGUUUGUGACGAAAUAAAAUGCCUUUGAGCUUAACUAGAGACGUGUAAUUUAUUAUUUAGUUCUUUAAAGUUUGUUUUUUAAGUAUAACCAAGUGAGAGUUUGCGUAUUCUGCGGGUUUGUUUGUCUGUUAACAUAUUCUACGUUGAGACAUUGAAAGAUUAUUCGGUCUGAAAUACAUAAAAGCAAAAACUUUUAUUUGUCUAAAGAGAAACAACUAGAAGAGUACGAGAUGAACGGCUCCGAAUCUGGGUUCAACCCGGCCUUCAACAUUGCCACUAUCAAGCAAGUGGUAAACGAGGCCAUAGAGAGAGUGCGGAUGCCGACACCGACCCGACUCAGGGAUCUUAUAAGGCAAAUCAGAGCCGCUAGGACCGCCGCAGAAGAACGAAGCGUCGUCAACAAGGAAUGCGCCUACAUUAGGUCUACGUUCAGAGAAGAAGACAGCGUCUGGAGAUGUCGCAACAUUGCCAAGCUCCUGUACAUCCACAUGCUGGGUUAUCCGGCCCAUUUCGGUCAGCUGGAGUGCCUAAAGCUGAUCGCAAGUCCUCGAUUCACGGACAAACGAGUCGGCUACCUCGGCGCGAUGCUGCUUCUGGACGAACGCCAAGAUGUCCAUCUCCUCAUCACGAACUGCUUAAAGAACGACCUCAACAGCAACACACAGUUCGUGGUCGGGCUCGCGCUGUGCACCCUCGGAGCCAUAGCCUCGCCAGAGAUGGCCAGGGACCUGGCUUCGGAAGUGGAGCGUCUGAUAAAGUCACCGAACGCCUACAUAAAGAAGAAGGCUGCGCUUUGCGCGUUCAGAAUUAUCAGGAGAGUACCAGAUUUAAUGGAGAUGUUCCUGCCGGCCACUAGAAGUCUACUUACCGAAAAGAAUCAUGGUGUCCUCAUAACAGGCGUUACACUCAUCACCGAAAUGUGUGAGAACAGUCCCGACACGCUUAAUCAUUUCAAAAAGGAGAGCGGACAGCGUGAGAUCGUUCCUAAUCUGGUGAGGAUAUUAAAGAAUCUGAUACUGGCCGGAUAUUCUCCGGAACAUGACGUCAGCGGCGUAUCCGAUCCGUUCCUGCAGGUGAAGAUACUGCGUCUGCUGCGGAUACUGGGCAAGAACGACGCCGAAGCUUCGGAGGCGAUGAACGACAUAUUGGCCCAGGUGGCCACCAACACGGAGACCAGCAAGAACGUCGGCAACACCAUCCUGUACGAGACGGUGCUGUCGAUAAUGGACAUCAAGUCCGAGAGCAGCCUCAGGGUGCUGGCCGUCAACAUCCUGGGGAGGUUCCUGCUGAACAACGACAAGAACAUCCGCUACGUCGCGCUCAACACAUUGCUGAGGACCGUGCACGUGGACACCUCGGCCGUGCAGAGGCACCGGACCACCAUCCUCGAGUGUCUCAAGGACCCGGACAUCUCGAUCCGGCGGCGCGCCAUGGAGCUGUCGUUCGCGCUGGUGAACGGGCAGAACAUCCGCGGCAUGAUGAAGGAGCUGCUGGCGUUCCUGGAGCGCAGCGACGCCGAGUUCAAGGCGCACUGCUCCAGCGCCGUGGUGCUCGCCGCCGAGCGGUACGCGCCCUCCGACAAGUGGCACCUCGACACGCUCUUCAAGGUCCUGCUCAAGGCCGGCAACUACUUACGAGACGACACGGUGUCGAGCACGAUACAGAUCAUAUCGUCAGCGGCGACGGAGCGUCAGGCGUACGGCGCCAUGCGACUGUGGACUUCACUGGAACAAUCGGCUGUCUCGGGACUUGCCACAGAAAAACAACCUUUAAUCCAGGUUGCCGCUUGGACUAUUGGUGAAUAUGGAGAUUUGUUAGUAUCGGAAGCCAGCAGCGCCAUCUCUAUGGUGGACGAAGAUGGUGUCGAUGAUUUUGUGCGGCCGACUGAAGAAUACGUGAUUGACAUAUAUCAGAAGCUGCUUUGGUCCACGCAGCUCUCGAUCAGCACUAAAGAGUUUCUUUUACUUUCUUUGGCCAAACUGUCGACUAGAUUCACCACGCAAGCCAGCCAGGAAAAAAUAAGAGUGAUCAUAGACACGUUCGGAUCUCACAUCCACAUCGAGCUGCAGCAGCGAGGAGUUGAACUAUCCCAACUCUUUAGACAAUACGGGCACCUCCGACCCGCGCUGCUGGAGCGCAUGCCCGCCAUGGAGCCCGUCGCCGCGCCGCACCGCGACGAGCAGGAGCUCGAUCUCAGCGACACCAGCCCUGACCACACUAAGCCUGACCAGGACGCCUUAUUGGACUUAAUUAACGGGUCUGAUUCGUUGACGAACGGAGAUGUGGAACACCAGCCUGAACAAAUCGCUACUACCAACAAUAAUACUAGCAGUAAUGACAUCUUAGACUUGCUGAGCGGUCUAGAUCUAACACCGAGCGUACCCGCCGCCGCGCCCGCCGUGCUGCUCGCCAACAACAACGUGGAGCCGAGCGCCGCGCCCGCCGCGCUGCUGCUGGACGGGCUGUUCGCGCCGCCCGCGCCCCACCAACCCCCCCACCCGGCCGACGGGGCGGAGUGGGAGCGCGCGGUGCUGGAGCGCGGCGGCGUGCGCGUGUGCGUGUCGGCGCGGCGCGCGGCGGGCGCGGCGGCCACGCUCACGGCGCGCGCCACGUCGCAGCUGCACACGCUCACAGACUUCCUCUUCCAGGCCGCCGUGCCGAAGAAAAUCCAGUUGGAUAUGAUGUCUCCAUCCGGCACGACGCUAUCGCCGCAGGGAGAGAUCACGCAGGUGCUCAAAGUUACCAACCCGACCAAGACCCCGCUUCGGCUGCGGAUAAGGGUGUCUUACAACAUUGACGGCACCCCGGUAUUGGAACAGACGGAGAUCAACAAUUUCCCGGCCGACCUGUUCAACUGACGAAAUGCCACGCCCCCCGCCUACGGUCUGUAGGCGAAAACGGACUAUUGUGUGAAACGAAGUGCCGCGAAUAAUGUCGUACGGAUAUGUGAUUCUGUUCCGGGCUACCCGGACAUGUGUGAGCCGAUCUAUACUUCGCCUGGAAAACGUCUCGGUUAAAUGUGCGAUAUAAUUAAGUCAUUCAUUUCAAUGUUGCAAGCUAACGGUCCUCAUAUCGGCACGUGUUGCAUUAGAAUUCGUUGAAAAAUAAAUGUCAUCAAAUUAACAGGUGAGUUAACAUAUCGACGCUUGAAAGGCAAACAUGACUAAGCGACAAUGCGUGAACUUUACAGUAGACUAAUUUAAAGUUGAAAUACCUGAAAAUAAAUCUAU
Bombyx mandarina (wild silkworm) is the source of this 3430-nucleotide messenger RNA. It is a transcript of the gene AP-1gamma, whose product is annotated as adaptor protein complex 1, gamma subunit. Lineage: Eukaryota; Metazoa; Arthropoda; Insecta; Lepidoptera; Bombycidae. The record is from RefSeq and is a predicted model, not a curated record.